Lycium barbarum (goji berry) is the source of this 1040-nucleotide messenger RNA. RefSeq lists its product as uncharacterized. NCBI's taxonomy places the organism in Eukaryota, Viridiplantae, Streptophyta, Magnoliopsida, Solanales, Solanaceae. Bases 105 to 947 code for a protein of 280 amino acids. The transcript has 2 exons. The record is from RefSeq and is a predicted model, not a curated record.
UCCUAAAAACUCCCCGUCCUCAAAAGUUCUUUUCAAGAUUUCAUUUUUCUAUUUCCUAUAUUUCUUCUUUCAAGUAACUGUGAGUUGUGCGAGUAAGAGAGAAAAUGGAAGAAAUGGCUUCUUUGUGGUGUUACCAGGAGACCAUGGAUGAAAUGAGACAGAAGUUUCUUUACACAAGUCUUGAACUUGAAAAGUUGAAGGUGCAAAUGAGUGAAAAAAUGAUGAAGAACAAAGAAUAUGUGAAGCAAUUGAUCCAACUAUUAAAAAUGGUUUGUCAAGAAAGAGAUGAAGCAAGAGAUCAGCUUCAGAAACUACUCAACAAACUUGAUAAUCCUCUUGUGAAGGCUACAAAAGCAAAUUCAAGCAUAACUGAAUCAAACAGCCUAUCUGAAACAUACAAUUAUCAGUCACACUAUUCAUCACCCGUCGAGUCUUUUUUCGAUGCAGUUUCAUCCCCUGAGUUUUCCAACAUCAACAUGGCUGAUUCUAAUCCAGUAACGUAUGUUAACCAGCCUUUGGCUAAUGACAAUUAUGUCCCUCAACUGGCUCCAAAAGUUGAUAAUGCCACAUUGGUUAUUGACAGUUAUGUGAAAGGGAAAACUUUGCCACAACAAGGGAAACUAUUGAAGGCUGUCCUUGAAGCAGGGCCACUUCUGCAGACACUUCUAGUUUCAGGACAACUUCCUCAAUGGCGCAAUCCGCCUCAGCUUAAGUCGUUUAAUAUUCCACCAGUUUCCAUUAAAGGGUGUCAAUCUGAGAUCUCAAAUCAGAAUCUUGGUGCAAAUUUGAGCUACAUUUCUUCAAGAUCAUUUCAUUCUCAACCAUAUUUUGACAUGUCAUGUGGAUCUCCACAAAUGUUGUCGACGCCUAUGCUAAACUUUGGUAAUUCUGCUGGUGCAAAUAUCGGCAGUUCUGUCCACCUCGGAAAGAGACAACGGUUGCAGUAAGACAAGUUGAAAGAUGGAUGGCUAUAUUUCAAAUUUUUGUACAAAGCAUUUUUCCGGGUUUUGUAAAUGGGAUAUUUUGAGUUUUGAGUUUCA